AUGCGAAAAUUGCUACCUCAGUUCUUGAAACCUGAAGGCCUUGCAAGCGAGUAUAUACAUGUGGGGGGGGAAGCCAAGCUUCAGACUUCUUCCAAAGAAGAAGCCAUGAAAAUGCGAAAAUUGCUACCUCAGUUCUUGAAACCUGAGGCCUUGCAGCGAUAUAUAGGUAUAAUGGAUACUAUUGCACAAAGGCACUUCGCCUCUGAUUGGGAGAACAAAGAACAAGUGAACGUUUUCUCUUUAGCAAAAAAGUAUACGUUCUGGGUUGCUUGUCGAUUAUUUGUAAGCAUUGAAGAUCCACAUCACAUCGCGAAAUUUGCAGACCCAUUUAAUGUUUUGGCUUCUGGAAUUUUUUCUGUUCCCAUUGAUUUGCCCGGAACCCCAUUUCACAGAGCUAUAAAAGCCUCCAAGUUUAUAAGGAAGGAGCUAUUUAGUAUUAUCAAGAAAAGGAAGGUUGAGCUCGCAGAAGGCAAGGCAUCAACUAGUCAGGAUAUAUUGUCUCACAUGUUAACUACGUGUGAUGAGAAUGGAAAGUAUAUGAAUGAGAUGGAUAUUGCAGACAAGAUUCUGGGGUUGUUGAUUGGUGGACAUGAUACUGCAAGUUCUGCUUGCACUUCCAUUGUCAAGUGUCUAGCCGAGCUCCCUCAUAUUUACGAUGGAGUUUACCAAGAGCAAAUAGAUAUUGCUAAAAGCAAAGGAGAAGGAGAGCUGUUGAAUUGGAAAGACAUUCAAAAGAUGAAAUAUUCAUGGAAUGUUGCGUGUGAAGUGAUGAGACUCUUUCCUCCUCUAAGAGGUGCUUUCAGGGAAGCCAUCGAUGACUUCAUCUUUAAUGGUUUCUCUGUUCCCAAAGGCUGGAAGGUAUAUUGGUGUGCAAACUCAACCCAUAAAAGUGGAGAAUACUUUCCAGAACCAGAAAAAUUUGAUCCAAGCAGAUUUGAAGGGGACGGACCAGCUCCUUACACAUUUGUUCCAUUUGGUGGAGGACCAAGAAUGUGCCCUGGAAAAGAGUAUGCUAGAUUGGAAAUUCUUGUUUUCAUGCACAACUUAAUCAAGCGCUUCAGAUUUCACAAGAUUUUUCCAGAUGAGAAGAUCAUUGUUGAUCCUAUGCCAAUGCCUGCUAAAGGACUCCCAGUAUACCUUCAUCCUCACAACGCUUGAUUAAUUCACACUAGAUACUACUUGUUUUAUGCCUAGGAUUAUAUAUAUAUAUAUAUAUAUAUAUUCAGCAUUGCCGUAUUUCAAAUCUAAGAAGCUCUGAUUAAAGUAAAUGAGCUUAAGCAGCUUGAGAUCUUAGCAUUCAUCAUGUUGGAAGCCUAAGAAGCUCAAUUAAAGUGUAUAAGCAUAGAAAUCAAAUACUAAGAAUAUGAAGAAUCAUGUCUUGAA
Molecule: messenger RNA, 1383 nt
Organism: Jatropha curcas
Lineage: Eukaryota; Viridiplantae; Streptophyta; Magnoliopsida; Malpighiales; Euphorbiaceae
Source: RefSeq, a predicted model, not a curated record